UCCCUCUCAUCCUUCGUCUGACUUCGACUUCCCUAAACAGCCUGUAACAAGUAAACAACCCCUGCAGCCACGUAUUCUACGAAAACAUAUGUAACGAUUACACUGGCUAAAUAAACAUGUAGACGAAGAAAGAACGAUAGAGGAAACAAUGGAGGACAAAGGGGAGUUAACGAAGACACCCUCACCCUUGAAUAUCAACGAGGCAAUCGAGGAAGAGGUGUUGAACCAAAAGUCUGCUAGAAUACUUAAGAACGAUCUUUUGCUAUACGAAGCCGUAAUUAAGAACGAAGCGGACACCGUUCGGAAAGUACUCAAAGAAACCGUCGACGUCAACUCGAAAAAUAAUUAUGGUAGAGCACCAAUUCAUUGGGCAGCAUCCAGAGGCAACACUGAGAUCAUCGAGAUGCUGAUACAAUCGAAAUGCGACAUCGAAGCCAAAGAUAAGUUCGGCAUGCGCCCUUUACACAUGGCCGCGCGGUAUGGACACAGGGACGCGGUGAAAAUGUUAAUCAACGCUGGGGCAAGCGUGUCCGCGAUGAACAAGAAACAGCACACCCUUUUAAUGUGCGCUGCUCGAGGCAACAACAUCCGCGUCGUCGAAUACCUUUCCGAGGCCGUGGAAUCGUUGAACGGCGAUGCAACGGAUUGCACCGGUGCGACUGCACUUCAUCAUGCAGCCAGCGCUGGUCAUCCGGCUAUGAUAACCGCCCUCUCCAAUAUAUCACGGAUCGAGCUGAAUGCCACGGAUAAAAAAGGGCAGACACCUAUCCAUUGUGCUUGCGCGGAGGAGCAUCUGGAGGCUGUCGAGGUUCUGAUAGGGCUCGGGGCGAACGGGGACGCGCAGGACAACGAAGGGAACACACCGCUGCACGUGGCCACAAGAACAAGGCACACAGCCAUAGCUCAAUUAUUAUUAAAGGCCGGGGCGAACACCGAGCUGACCGACGAAAUGGGUUUCACUCCGCUUCACGUUGCCGCGAGUCAAGGCUGCAAAGGGAUCUUGGACUCGAUGAUUCAACACGGCGCAGCGCUCAACAAACAGUGCAAGUACGGGAACACGCCUUUGCACUUGGCCUGUCAGAACAACGAAGUAGAAACGGUGGAGAUACUGAUCAAUAAGGGCGUCGAUUUGAAUUGUUUAAAUUCGGUGGGUAAGAUCGAUGUUCCUCUUAGGACAGAUUCUGAUUCGUUCCUUUUUCUGUUUCAGAGACUACAAUCGCCUAUACAUAUCGCCGCCGAGAUGGGACACACGGACAUUUGCGAGCUUUUGCUUGCAGCAGGUGCGAAUAUCGAGCAAAGGGAACAGAGCGGGAGAACGCCACUUUACAUUGCGGCGAGGGGUAGUUUCACAGCCAUCGUGGACAUGAUCAUUAAAACAGCGAGAUUGGACUACCCCACACCGGAAGAUUCGACGGUUGAAAAGGAAAUUCGAGACCUAACCCCGGCAAGAAGAAGAUGGCGAGAAGGAUCCAGGGGUGGAAGUAUCUCCAGCAACAAUAGCGGUCUUCCAGAGUACGUUCGAUCGGUUUUAUGGAAGUUGGCGUACAAACAAUUGGGACCCGAAGACUGGAAGAAAUUGGCACUCCAUUGGGCUUUCACCCAGGAUCAGAUUCGGGCUAUCGAGCAUCAGUACACGGCUCCUAUUAUAGGUCGUUCGAGUUACAAGGAACACGGUUUCCGGAUGCUGAUGAUCUGGGCCUCGGGAUUGAAUCCGGAAGUUCCCAUAACCAAGGAACUCUGCGACGCUUUGUUUGCGGUAGAUAAAAAGUCCAUUGCUGAGUCUGUUCGCAAGCACAUGGAUCAAGAAAAAGAGGGGAAAUUGAAGUUGAGUAAACAGCGUUGCCAUAAAUGCUCCAUCGCGUAAACGUACUGAUUUAUUAUUCCUCUUAAGGUGCGGAAUUAAAUUUUAAAAAUGGAAGAAGGGACUUUGAUAGAAAAAUUGGAGAGUUCUAGCGAUACUUCCGUUGUGACAUAUCUCUAUAGACGCUCACCUUACCUUUUUUACAGUAUGUUACAUUAUAGAAACAUUAUUAUUAUAGAGACGAGGAAAAAAAAUGAUCAACGAAACGAUACAAAUCAACGAAAGCUUUCGAUGUAACGCGAAAUCGAUUCGAAACUCUUUGAAAAUCAAUUAGGAAAUGAUAAAUCAUUUCUAAGUAUUUUUGGAAAAUUGGCAUCAAAUCUAUUCGUUUCUUAACAAACAUAAAUUUUCACGAUCAACUAAACCGUCCUAUCUCAAUUCAUUCUCCAUUAUAAUUUGAAGGUGAUUUUUUGAAAUAUAAAGAUACGUACCUUAGAGUAAGUAAAAGCAAAGCAGUUUUGCAGGGCUUUCGAUGUGAUAAAAUCGUAGAUUAGCUGACGAUCAGGAAAGGAAAUACGUCUCAAAGCUUUCAGUAAUCGUACAAUUCGAUAAAGACAAUCCACAUAUCCGAGAACCGUGUACAAUUAAAUAAAUACGUAAUUAAAUGUGUACAUAUCUUUUCUCGUGAUUCAUGCUCAAGUAGAAAACGCAGUGAGGUAGAAAUU
Messenger RNA from Osmia bicornis bicornis, 2526 nucleotides. Its product is annotated as ankyrin repeat and death domain-containing protein 1A-like. Gene Ontology annotation, cellular component: nucleus; cytoplasm. Gene Ontology annotation, biological process: regulation of transcription by RNA polymerase II; signal transduction. Gene Ontology annotation, molecular function: RNA polymerase II-specific DNA-binding transcription factor binding. The record is from RefSeq and is a predicted model, not a curated record. Lineage: Eukaryota; Metazoa; Arthropoda; Insecta; Hymenoptera; Megachilidae. The coding region runs from base 149 to 1864 and encodes 571 amino acids. The transcript has 13 exons.